Lathyrus sativus (Indian pea) is the source of this 1389-nucleotide messenger RNA. Lineage: Eukaryota; Viridiplantae; Streptophyta; Magnoliopsida; Fabales; Fabaceae. The record is from the annotation of a GenBank genome assembly.
AUGCCUCUGCUUCUUCUCAUCCUUUUAUUCUCCAUUCACUUCACAGAUAGCUCAGGCUUCUCAUCUCAACCCGGAAUCUGCUACGGUCAACUAGGAAACAACCUACCAACACCCUCAAAAUCAAUCUCCCUAAUCAAAUCCCUAAACGCAAAACGCAUCAAACUCUACGACACAAACCCACAAAUCCUAACCUCCUUAAAAAGCACCAACCUCCAAGUCUCAAUCAUGCUCCCUAACGAACUCAUCACCAACAUCUCCACAAACCAAACCCUCUCCGACCAAUGGAUCAAAUCCAACGUUGUACCUUUCUACCCACAAACCCUAAUCCGUUACCUUCUCGUAGGAAACGAAAUCAUUUCCUCAACACCAAACACAACAUGGCCUCACCUCGUACCUGCGAUGCGACGAAUCAAACACUCGUUGAAAAAACUCAGAAUCAAAAAAAUCAAAGUCGGUACUUCUUCUGCUAUGGAUGUUCUAGAGACUUCUUUCCCACCUUCAAACGCUGCGUUUCGAAAAGAUAUAGCUGUUCGGGUUAUUAAACCCAUGCUCCGUUUUUUGAACCGGACUAAGUCUUUUUUCUUUUUAGAUGUUUACCCGUUUUUUCCAUGGAGCUCCGACCCGGUUAAUAUCAACUUGGAUUACGCUUUAUUUAGAGAUAAUCAUAAUGUUACUGUUACGGAUCCGGGUUCGGGUUUGGUUUAUACGAAUCUGUUUCAUCAGAUGGUGGAUUCGGUUUAUUUCGCAAUGGAGAAACUCGGGUUUCCGGAUAUUCGGAUCUUUAUAGCGGAAACGGGUUGGCCCAAUGGAGGUGAUAUUGAUCAGAUUGGUGCUAAUGUUUUUAACGCUGCGACUUACAAUAGAAAUUUCGUUAAAAAAGUUAUGAAAAAACCGGUAGUUGGGACUCCGGCUCGGCCGGGUUCAAUUCUCCCUAGUUUUUUAUUUGCUUUGUAUAAUGAGAAUCAGAAACCGGGUCCGGGUACCGAGCGGCAUUUUGGGUUGUUGUAUCCAAACGGGUCUAGGGUUUAUGAGAUUGAUCUCUCUGGGGAGACACUGGAGUCGGAGUUUCCGGUGCUUCCUCCGCCGGAGAAUAAUGAGCCGUAUAAGGGGAAGAUUUGGUGCGUGGCGGUGCGUGGGAGUAAUGUGACUGCUUUGGGGGAGGCUUUGUCGUAUGCUUGCUCGCAGGGGAACCAGACUUGUGACCCGGUUCGACCGGGGAAAGAGUGUUUUAAACCCGAUUCGGUUUUUUGGCAUGCUAGCUAUGCGUUUAGUUCUUAUUGGGCGCAGUUUAAGAAAACUGGAGGAACUUGUUAUUUUAAUGGGCUUGCUAUUCAAACUGCCAAGGAUCCAAGUUAUGGAUCUUGCAUGUUUCCAAGUGUGACUCUUUGA